AUUAUGUCUAUAUCACCUACGAUGUUCCACAUUACAAUAUUUAGUAUUUACAAUACUACUUACUACUAGAUACUUCUAUUAGUAUUUAGUUUAUACUUUGAUGUCUACGUGUGUCGUUUCAAUAUACAGAAUACAUAUUAUACAAAAAUAUUUAUUUAUAUUCAUAUAUAUAAUAUGCAAUAAAUGUUUUUCUCUUAAAUCUUUAAUCUCUUAUACAGAUUACAGUUAGAAAUGCCACCAGUAGACCCCUUCGACGCGACUAAAUCGAAUUGAAUUCUCCACAACGUUCUCGAAGACAGUUCUUGCGUUGUAGUCAUAUAUUUUUCGUCAGUUAUCAGUAUAAUAAUUAAUUACACAAUUUUAUUAUAAUUAUUUUAUUAUUAUCUACCCGUUAUACACUUUAUCUUCAAUCCGGCGCAGUGCGCACUCGUCCCGAACACCUGCACUGUACACGACAUUCGCUUGUCGUAAAUUUCCGAACGGUUUUUCUCAACCGUCCAUUUCCUCCGAUCGUUACAAACCCGCAAUUGCCAAUCCACCGUUACCAAUACCGACACACGCGAUGUCGGAAUGCCGUGCACAACAGUUUGCAGACAUUGUAUCGCCGCCGCACGUUUGGGUGGAAAGAUGUGGCGCGACAGUGGUACAGACACCAGACGACCAAUAAGUGUCCGUCCCCGGACCACUGUUUUCGGUUUGUCGCGUUACCGCUGCUGUUGGUGACUGUGAUCAUAUUAGAUACCAAUUAUGGAUAAUGAUAUAUUGGAUGAAAGAUCAAGAGAAUUUUUAGAAACUGCAGAUCAGUAUAUCACUGAACAUGGCCAUCAGCAUGUAUCUGAAGAAAAUAAUAAACAACUUGUUAGUGACCAACAUAAUUUGCCUGAAGAAUUCCGUAUCGAUGAGAAUGGAGAAUUGUCCCAUCAUACAACUGGGUAUUAUGAUACAAAUGAUAUUUUAUCUGGUGAUGGAUCUACAACUCUCACUGAAGAUGACCACCGAUUAGCCAAUGAACUAGCUGCUGAGCUUGCCCAACAGAACAAAUCUCUUGUUGAUGGUGGCCAUCACGACACUCAUCUUAUGACCAGCUAUCUAUACAGUACUGAUUUUGAUUUAAACACGAAUAGUAAACAUUCAUCACAAACUUCAAGUCAUAUCAAUAAUCAACAAAUUAUUAGUCCUGAAAAUUUAAUAGAAGUUGAAGCUUCAGAAUCUGAUUACCAUGCAGAAAUACAAAAUAAUUUACCACACAAAAAACGUUUUCGCAAAAGAGAAUCCACCCCGGCUCCAAUGAGAAGUAUACAUUCAAAGUGUUACAAAUGUAAACAAUGCGGUGAACAGUUUAAUUCUCAAUCUGCAGUUACUGCACAUAAAUUAGUACAUGCUCCUAAACUAAAAGUUAGUGGCCGAAUGCCAUUCUUAUGCGAGAUCUGUGAUAAACAUUUUACACAUCAAAUAAAGUUUUUUGAACAUUUAAAAUGUCAUUAUGAACCACAGCAAAGUAAAGUAAUUGUAGUUACCACAGACUCUGGUACUUCACCACAUCAUGUAAAUUAUCAAAAUCAUAAUGUUCAAGAAUCAACAGAUAAUAAUGAAAAUCAAUAUAUUGAAGAAACCAUUGAAGACCAACCAGAACUUCAUGAUCUUCCUCCACUUCAGAGUUAUAGAUUAACAGAAGAGGAGAGCAUGGAAGAUAAUAAACAUUGCAUAUUUUCAUCUGAUGGGUCUAUAUUGGCUGCGCAACUUCAGCAGCCAUUUCCUUCAUGUCAUCUUUGUGGUAGAAAUUUUCGACGUUUAAAAGCAUUGGAAAUUCAUAUGGCUUCUGUACACCCACAACCUGCAACUGUUGUUACUGUUAAACAGGACUGUUUGGAAGAGUUUUCUGAUCCAGAAGAUCUAAUGGAAGGCAUUCGUCAUAUGGUACCUGGUGUAGCUGAUACUGAAUCAGAAACUGAUGAAAAGCAACCAAUACAAGACCAAAUUUGGGAGUACAAUGGUGAAAAUAUUACAAAUCAUGAAGAUCCUAUGAUUAAACCAAAAGAAGAAAAUAAUUGUUUGUUAAAUGGAAACGAUGAUAAUGGUGAAAACAGUCGAGCGGAACACACUUGGGAAGACGAUACCGAUGAAUUGGAACAAAUAAUGAAAAAAAAUAUAUCAAAGAAUCUUGUAUGCACUCAAUGUAAAAGAAAGUUCAAUCAUCGUAAUUCUCUACUAUAUCAUUUAAGAUCGCAUUCCGGUAAAAGACCACAUAGCUGUAAACUAUGUCCUAAGAGUUUUUUUUCCAGCAGUGCUCUUAAGGUACACAAUCGGCUACACACCGGAGAUAAGCCAUUUGAAUGUGAAUGGUGUGGACGAAAUUUUCGACAGUGGGGUGACCUUAAGUAUCAUAUUGCUUCAUUGCACUCUGAAUCUAAACAAUUUCAAUGUGAAUUUUGUGGUAAAGACUUUGCUCGUAAAUACUCUUUGAUUGUGCAUCGUCGAAUACAUACGGGUGAAAAGAAUUAUGUUUGUGAAUUUUGCAAAAAAACUUUCCGUGCGUCAUCAUAUUUGCAAAAUCAUCGUCGAAUUCACACAGGUGAAAAACCAUAUAAAUGUGAGACUUGUGGUAAAGCAUUCAGAGUACGUUCAGACAUGCGUCGACAUACUGUAGUACAUAGGAAAGAUGUUGUAAACUCUGUUCAAAUUAAUAGUUAUGCUGGUCAAGUGAGUGGGAUUGUUACAUCUUCUGACAUGAGUAUCCAUCUAACUAAAUUGGAAGUGAAUAAAGAUAAAAUAACAGCAGAAUCUGAUGGAGAUGUUAAAUUCCAUGAAAAUUUCUCUCAUGAUUCCAAUCAAAUAUUAACUGCAGAUGAAGUUAGUGCACCUCUUAAUCUCAAUUUACGAGCUCAAGAUAAUGGUCACGACGAUGAAUCAACUAAUUUUGAACAGUUUAAUGGCCGUCAAGAAAUAAUUGAUCGGGAAACAAAUACUUUAUACGUUUGGAUUCCAUCCAAUACUGAGCAAUUAUUACAAAGUGAAUGAUUUUGGUGAACUUGGAGUCUUGUACGAUUUGGUCAACUUCUUAAAUCGAAAGACUUAUAACUUGUAAUAUUUCGCUGAAUUUUAGUAAACAUGGCCACUGAAUGCAGGUAUCAAAAAUACAAAAAUCAUACUCCGCCUUAAAAGAUCUUAAGAGUAAGAGUUGUUUAUGGCUGCUACUAAGUCUGAUAUAAAAUUAUUUUGAUACCUCAUUUGAAUUACAAAAUUGCGUUUGAUUACUUUUUGUUCUGAUAUUAAAAUCAAAUAAGAAAACGUUAACAAGGUAAAUUAUUCAAAUUGAUGACCCAUAUACCAUUAUAAUAUAAGUAUAGACUUUUGGGUCAAUAAAAGUAUUAUAUAAUUAACACAA
Messenger RNA from Metopolophium dirhodum (rose-grain aphid), 3385 nucleotides. Its product is annotated as zinc finger protein 345-like. Gene Ontology annotation, biological process: regulation of transcription by RNA polymerase II. The transcript has 9 exons. The record is from RefSeq and is a predicted model, not a curated record. NCBI's taxonomy places the organism in Eukaryota, Metazoa, Arthropoda, Insecta, Hemiptera, Aphididae. Gene Ontology annotation, molecular function: DNA-binding transcription factor activity; RNA polymerase II cis-regulatory region sequence-specific DNA binding. The coding region runs from base 748 to 3018 and encodes 756 amino acids.